Molecule: messenger RNA, 922 nt
Organism: Rhincodon typus (whale shark)
Lineage: Eukaryota; Metazoa; Chordata; Chondrichthyes; Orectolobiformes; Rhincodontidae
Product: cytochrome P450 4V2-like
Exons: 8
Molecular function (GO): monooxygenase activity; iron ion binding; heme binding
Source: RefSeq, a predicted model, not a curated record
AUGCACCAACAACAGGUUGUAUUGAGCAGUUCCAAGCACCUUGAUAAGUCCUAUGCAUACAAGUUUCUUCACCCCUGGCUUGGUACGGGACUAUUGACAAGCACUGGAAAUAAAUGGCGUGCAAGGAGGAAGUUAAUAACCCCGACAUUUCACUUCACAAUUCUGACAGAAUUUCUGGAGGUUAUGAACGAACAGACCAGUGUAUUACUGGAAAAAUGGGAGAAGAAAGUGGGAAAGGGACCUUUUAACUGCUUUACUGAUGUCACUCUUUGUGCAUUGGACAUUAUUUGUGAAACUGCUAUGGAUAAGAAAGUCUAUGCUCAGAAUAACAGUGACUCGGAAUAUAUUCGUGCAAUUUACAAGAUGAGUGAUUUGAUCCACCGCAGACAGAAAAUGCCUUGGUUUUGGCCUGACUUCAUGUUCAACACAUUCGGUGAUGGAAAGGAACAUGAUGAAGCCCUCAAAAUUCUGCAUGCCUUUACAGAGAAGGUGAUUAUAGAGAGGUCUUGCAAAACGGAAACUUCUGAAGAAUGUAGCAGUUCCAAUCUGGAUUUAGAGUCUGAAUCACAGAGGAAAAAGAAGCGCAAAGCAUUUCUUGACCUGAUUCUCAGCGCAAUGGAUGAAGAUGGAAAGAAACUGAGUCAACAGGACAUUAGGGAAGAAGUGAACACAUUCAUGUUUGAGGGGCAUGAUACCACAGCGACUGCAAUAAACUGGACCCUUUACCUCUUGGGAACCCAUCCUGAUACACAGAAGAAAGUUCAUGAAGAGCUGGAUGAUAUUUUUGGUAAUUCUGAUCGUCUUGCUACAAUGGAAGAUCUGAAGCAUCUCCAGUUUCUGCAAUGUGUUAUUAAGGAGUCUCUGCGCUUGUUCCCUUCUGUUCCAAUUAUUGCACGUACUUUGCAUGAGGACUGUUAUAUUG